This is a messenger RNA of Bombyx mandarina (wild silkworm), 1354 nucleotides long. It is a transcript of the gene Wdr82, whose product is annotated as WD repeat domain 82. NCBI's taxonomy places the organism in Eukaryota, Metazoa, Arthropoda, Insecta, Lepidoptera, Bombycidae. The record is from RefSeq and is a predicted model, not a curated record. Gene Ontology annotation, cellular component: Set1C/COMPASS complex. Gene Ontology annotation, molecular function: protein binding; chromatin binding.
UACCAUAGAGCUAAAUAAAAUUAUACUUAUAUUAUGUAGGUACAUAUGUGCAUACCGCCUAAUAUUACUAUAAAGCUACACUUCAAUUAUUGUACGAGGCUGUCUUUGUAAUUUAUUAAGUGUGAAAAUUAAAGAACAAAAACAUCGGUUAUAUGCAUAAAAAUGAUGAAACUCGUUGAUCAAGUUGUCCGAAGCUUUAAAGUUGCCAAAGUAUUCCGUGAAAAUACAGACAAAAUUAACAGUAUAGAUUUUUCUCCUAAUGGGGAGACAUUGAUUUCAUGUAGCGAAGAUGAUCAAAUCGUUAUAUACGAUUGUGAAAAAGGAACACAAAUGAUUACGGUCAACAGUAAAAAAUACGGGGUCGAUUUGAUACAUUUUACACAUGCCAAAAACACUGCAAUUCACAGUUCCACCAAAGUAGACGACACAAUACGGUAUUUAUCCCUUCACGAUAACAAGUACAUUAGAUAUUUCCCAGGGCAUACAAAAAAAGUUGUGACAAUGUGUUUAUCCCCGGUUGAAGACACAUUUUUAUCUGGAUCAUUAGACAAAACAUUACGACUGUGGGAUCUUCGGUCGCCUAAUUGUCAGGGACUAAUGCAUUUAUCUGGAAGACCUGUUGCAGCUUAUGACCCUGAAGGUCUCAUAUUUGCAGCUGGCGUUAAUUCCGAGAGCAUCAAGCUUUAUGAUUUGAGGUCUUUUGACAAGGGCCCCUUUGUCACAUUUAAAUUAAACCAAGAAAAGGAAUGUGAUUGGACAGGUUUGAAAUUUUCCCGUGAUGGCAAAACUAUGUUAAUAAGUACCAAUGGGUCAAUAAUUCGUUUGGUGGAUGCAUAUCAUGGAACUCCACUUCAAACCUUCACUGGACACUUAAACAACAAAGGGAUACCUAUAGAAGCAUCUUUUAGUCCUGAUUCCCAGUACAUCUUCAGUGGUUCAACAGAUGGUCGUGUUCAUGUCUGGAAUGCUGAUACUGGUUACAAAGUAUGUGUCUUGAAUGGUGAUCAUCCAGCACCUAUACAAUGCGUACAGUUCAAUCCUAAGUUCAUGAUGCUGGCAUCAGCAUGUACAAAUAUGGCAUUCUGGUUACCCACAAUUGAUGAUGUUUAAUUCUUUAUAUAGAAAAAGUAGACCAAUACUUUGAAUAAUUCCUCCAAGUACCUAAUCAAUUUUAAUGUAUAUUGUAAUGUAUUACUUUUUUGACCAUUUAUAAACCUAAGUUAUGUAGUAAGUGUCAUAAACAAAAAAAUACUAUUUGUUUUAUUAAAAAUGAGGUUUAAUAUUAUGCUCUUACUCUUAGAUUAGUAAAUAGUUGUUUAUGUGGAUGCAUACAAUAAAAGUCACUUAGACACUA